CGAUUGUCUCCACCAUGAAGCUGCUGACUGUGUCCAUCCUUCUCUUUGCCCUGCUGGCUCUGAGCUGUGCUGCUGAUUCCCAGGAGGAAACUGCCACCCAAGAACCUCAGGCUGAGGAGGCUUUAAUGUUUGCUGUGGAAGAGGAAUCUGAGGGGGCCGAAGCAGCUCCAGAGGAAGAAGCAAAAGAAGAAGAACAAGUAGAAGGAGAAGAACAAGUAGAAGAAGAACCUGAAAGUGAUGCUGACACAUCAGAACCAAGUCAUGUGGUCAAGAGAACGACGUCUUGCCCCAGCGGUUGGACUUUAUAUCGAUCUCGCUGUUUCCGCUACUUUUCAUCUGCUUACACCUGGGCUCAGGCUGAGAACUACUGUAGAGCACAAGGUGGAAACCUGGCAACCGCACCAACCAACAGUGAAUAUGAUUGGCUGAGAAGCUUCAUCUACAGCCAGGCUAACACAUACAGAUUGUCUUGGAUUGGAGGCUCUGAUUCUCAGGAGGACCGCAUCUGGUUCUGGAGUGACGGCUCACGAUUCCAAUUCAACGACUGGUGCAAUUCAGGGCCUCCAAGCAGCGGCACAUACAACUGCCUGGCAGUGAAUUAUCCUAUCUCCAGUUGCUAUUGUGGGAUUGCCCGCCCAUGCAACUACCGUUACCCGUUCGUCUGUGCUAAGAAUUAAACUCAGAACUGAAGGAACAUCCGACGAAGACGAUGAACGUCUAACUUCUCUCUCUGCUGUAACGCUAUGAAAUGAGUGACGCGACAAGAUUCAGGAGGUGGAUUUUCUCCUUGGUCAUGUACCAAAGAGGAAACUGAAUGUGGUGUGGAAAGAAUGCUUUUACCUCAGCUUGACUUUCAUCUUUUCUCUAUUGCAAAAUAAAGUUUCUG
Molecule: messenger RNA, 886 nt
Organism: Poecilia latipinna (sailfin molly)
Lineage: Eukaryota; Metazoa; Chordata; Actinopteri; Cyprinodontiformes; Poeciliidae
Product: galactose-specific lectin nattectin-like
Exons: 9
Coding region: 15-677 (220 amino acids)
Source: RefSeq, a predicted model, not a curated record